This is a messenger RNA of Oppiella nova, 1901 nucleotides long. Lineage: Eukaryota; Metazoa; Arthropoda; Arachnida; Sarcoptiformes; Oppiidae. The record is from the annotation of a GenBank genome assembly.
CGCAAACAGUGUCUCACUAUUUGUCGCACUAUUUAUGCCUCAAAAUCAGCACAAAAUCAAUGCUUUAAUCGUUUUGUCACUACUUUUGGACACAAUUUGUUUGACUGCCGAAGACAACACAUCCCGAGCCGAUCACCGCCACUGCGCCGACCACUAGGAGGACCACCACUACCACCGCCACCACAACCAUCACUACCACCACUGCAACGAUGGCCGCAGUGCUCACCGAUGAGACCAAACACAAGACAACGGCCGCCGACGAGGAGGCGGACGACGCCAACGAAGAGCUCAUUGACGACCAAAACGGCGAUCACUUGACGGACGCCAAGAAGAAGAGGAACCGCAAGAAGAAGAAAAAGGCGACGAAAGCGGCGGAAGAGGUCUUAAGCGAGUCGAUGACCGGUCUGGCGGUCAAUGGCGGCGCCAAAGACGUGGCCAACGGAGCGGCCAAUGAGGACACGGAGCCGAUGGGCGGCGACAACGACGAGGCGGCGGACGACGCGUCGACUCAACAGAAGUCGAAGAAGAAGAAGAAGAGUAAAGCGAAGGCGUCGUCAGCGACGGGACAGUCGACCGAUGCGGGCGCCGGCGGCUCUUCAGGCAAACAGCAGACGAAUCCGCCGACGAUUCCCAUCGCAGACCUCUUCCCCGACACGAACUUCCCGGUGGGACAGGAGAUGGCGCACCCAAUCCCUGUGGACAGCCGCACCGCUCAGAACCGGAUGACUUCGGCCGAGAAGCGAGCGCUGGAUUCGGCGAGCGUUGAGAUCUAUAAGGAGUUACGACUGGCGGCCGAAGCGCACCGACAGACGAGGAAAUACAUGCAGACAGUCAUCAAACCCGGGCUAACGAUGAUUGAGAUCUGGUAUACAAUGCGCCGGUCGCUCAAGACCGAAACACUGGAGGAGACGGCGCGCAAACUGAUCGGCGAGAACGGGCUGUCGGCGGGUCUGGCGUUCCCGACGGGCUGUUCGCUCAACCACUGCGCCGCGCACUACACGCCCAACGCGGGCGACCCGACUGUCCUCCAGUACGACGACGUCUGCAAAAUAGAUUUCGGGACUCAUAUCAACGGCCGGAUCAUUGACUGCGCCUUCACUGUCGCCUUCGACCACAAGUACGACAAACUGCUGGAAGCGGUGAGGGAUGCGACCAAUACGGGCAUCAGAGAGGCCGGCAUUGACGUGAGGCUGUGCGAUGUGGGCGAAGCCAUUCAGGAGGUCAUGGAGUCCUAUGAGGUGGAGAUCGACGGCAAAGUGUAUCCAGUGAAGUCCAUUCGCAAUCUGAACGGCCAUUCCAUCGGUCCCUACAGAAUACACGCGGGAAAGACUGUUCCCAUUGUGAAGGGCGGCGAACAGACCAAAAUGGAGGAAGGCGAGUUCUAUGCCAUUGAGACGUUCGGGAGCACCGGUAAGGGCUACGUUCACGACGACAUGGAGACCUCGCACUACAUGAAGAACUUCGAUGUGGGACAUGUGCCGCUCCGUUUGGCGAAAUCCAAACAACUCCUGAAUGUCAUUAACCAGAGCUUCAGUACUCUGGCGUUCUGUCGGCGAUGGUUAGACCGUUUAGGACAGACCCGAUACCUCAUGGCCCUCAAAGACCUGUGCGAGAAGGGCAUAGUAGCCCCCUAUCCGCCCCUUUGCGACCAAAAGGGCUGUUUUACGGCUCAGUUCGAGCACACGAUCCUCUUGAGACCCACCGUCAAGGAAGUGGUCAGUCGUGGCGAUGACUACUGAGGAGAGGGUCGGCCAUCGAAGCGCUGUUUUGAUUACACUUUUGUUUUGAGAGAAAGUAUUGAAACGAAAACUUUUAGAUUAAACUCAAUAUUCUUGUGGUUAUGCUUAGGAUGUCGUGAAUAAUACAAUAAAAAUAUACGACUUUUGCAAACAUUCGGGCCU